CCUAGGGACUCGGAGGAGGCGGGAACCUGGAGCUCGGACCGAGAGGGCAGACUAGGGAGCCGGUCCCGGUCGGGAGGCCAGGGAGGAGGAAACAGGGAGUUCAAGCGGGCCUGGUAAUUCUGAGGAGGGAACCGGAACCGAGCCCACGGAUUCUUCCCUUUUCCAAAAGAAAGGCUCAAAAGAGAAGGUUCAUCUCUUGCAAAUCUCAAAGCCAUGCCUCAGGAUGAACUAGAGUAUGCCCUUACAGGGAUCAGUGUCAUUCAAGGAUGUGACUGUGGACUUCACCCAGGAGGAGUGGCAGCAACUGGAUCCUGGACAGAAGGCCCUCUACAGGGAUGUCACGUUGGAAAACUACUGCCACCUCAUCUCUGUUGGGUUUCACAUGACUAAGCCUGAUAUGAUCCGCAAGUUGGAGCAAGGAGAAGAACUAUGGACAACAGAGAAAAUUUUUCCAAGUCAGAGCUACCUUGGAGAAGAUGGAAAAACUGAAGAUGUUUUAGUGAAGUUCAAAGAAUACCAAGACAGGCACUCCAGAUCAGUCAUAUUCAUCAACCACAAAAGACUAAUUAAGGAAAGAAGUAAUAUUUUUGGAAAAACAGUUACCGUAGGCAAGAACCGUAUUAUUUCAAAAACAACGCUACGUGAAUAUAAGCCUGAUGGAAAGGUUUUAAAAAAUAUUUCGGAAUUAGUCAGUAGAAAUAUAAGCCCUGUAAGAGAGAAGUUUGGUGAGAGUAAGGGAUGGGAGAAAUCAUUCCUCAAUACUAAGAAUGAGAAAAUUCAUACUACAGUGAACCUCUAUAAACAAACAGAAAGGAGUCUGAGUGGUAAACAAGAGCUUAUUCAACAUCAGAAGGUUCAAACUCCUGAGCAAUCAUUAGAUCAUAAUGAAUGUGAAAAAUCCUUCCUUAUGAAAGGAAUGUUAUUUACACAUACCCGAGCUCACAGAGGAGAAAAACCCUUUGAAUACAAUAAAGAUGGAAUAGCCUUAAUCGAAAAGUCAAAUCUCAAUGCCCAUUCACAAACUCUUAUUGAGAAGAAACCCCAUGCAUACAGCAAAUAUGGGAAGUUCCUCUGCAGGAAGUCUGUUUUUAUCGUGCAUCAGAGAUCUCAAACAGAAGAGAAACCCUUUCAGUGUCCUUACUGUGGGAAUAGCUUUAGAAGGAAGUCAUAUCUCAUUGAACAUCAACGAAUUCACACAGGUGAGAAACCUUAUGUUUGCAAUCAAUGUGGGAAAGCUUUCCGUCAAAAGACAGCCCUCACUCUACACGAGAAAACACAUAUAGAGGGGAAGCCCUACAUCUGUAUGGAUUGUGGGAAGUCCUUCCGCCAGAAGGCAACUCUCACUAGACAUCACAAAACACACACAGGGGAGAAAGCCUAUGAAUGUACUCAGUGUGGAAGUGCUUUUAGAAAGAAGUCAUACCUCAUUGAUCAUCAGAGAACUCACACAGGAGAGAAACCAUAUCAAUGUAAUGAGUGUGGGAAGGCAUUUAUCCAGAAGACAACGCUCACUGUACAUCAGAGAACCCACACAGGAGAGAAACCCUAUAUUUGCAGUGAAUGUGGGAAGUCCUUCUGCCAAAAGACAACCCUCACUCUCCAUCAAAGAAUUCACACUGGGGAAAAACCAUAUAUUUGUAAUGAAUGUGGGAAGUCCUUUCGCCAGAAGGCAAUCCUCACUGUUCAUCAGAGAAUACAUACAGGAGAGAAAUCCAAUGGAUGUUCUCAGUGUGGGAAAGCCUUUAGUAGGAAAUCAAACCUCAUUCGCCAUCAGAAAACUCACACAGGAGAGAAACCAUAUGAAUGUAAAGAAUGUGGGAAGUUCUUCAGUUGUAAGUCAAACCUCAUUGUACAUCAAAAAACUCACAAGGUAGAAACCUUGGGAAUUCAGUAAAGAAUAUGACUUUUCAGUAAAAACUUUUGAAGUCAUAGUAAACCCUAUACAUGAUGUAGCUUGCAAAUAUAAUAAUAUUCAACAGUUUUAGGUACUAUUCCACAAAUUUACCUACUGUUUGUGAGCCUAUAUAACACAAAGAAUGACUAGACAAAUGACAAUAGUCAUUGAAAAUAUCACCCUCAAUUUUUUAUUAUUAGAUUCAGCAGGCAUAAACUUCCUGUCAAGUUUCUACAAACAUUAAAAAUUGCUUAUUUUCAAUUUCAAAACAUACCUUGUUGUGACCCAGUAAUAAGGAGUUGACCAACUGGCAGUGGUCUGUGGACCACACUGUGAGCAGAGGUGUUUUAAAGAAAGGAAGUGUGAACUGUAUUUCUCGUUGGAAAUAGGAAAUAAAAAUUAGUUGUUACCUCCUCAAAAUUUACCACAGUUCUGACUUCUAACAUUAUAAAUUACAUUUUGCAUAUUAGGAACCUUAUAUAAAUUGGAUUAUAAAUCAUGUAUUCUUUUAUAUAUGGCUUGUUUCAUUCAUUAUGUCUGUAAGACUCAUUAGUGCAUGCAGAAGUUCAUUUAUUUCUGUUCUACAUAGAGUUCCAUCAUAUGAUUAAAUUAUAAUUUAUCCAAUCUACUCUUGAUGGACUUUUUCAUUGUUUACAGUUUAGGGUCAUAAAAAUAAUGCCUCUGUGAAAUUAUUUGUUUUUUGUUUUUUUUUUUUUUAAGAUAUUUUUUGUUUAUUUAUU
This is a messenger RNA of Zalophus californianus (California sea lion), 2634 nucleotides long. RefSeq names its product zinc finger protein 382 (gene ZNF382). Gene Ontology annotation, biological process: negative regulation of transcription by RNA polymerase II; regulation of immune system process; regulation of cytokine production. Bases 236 to 1894 code for a protein of 552 amino acids. Gene Ontology annotation, cellular component: nucleus. Gene Ontology annotation, molecular function: DNA-binding transcription activator activity, RNA polymerase II-specific; RNA polymerase II cis-regulatory region sequence-specific DNA binding. The record is from RefSeq and is a predicted model, not a curated record. The transcript is spliced from 5 exons. Lineage: Eukaryota; Metazoa; Chordata; Mammalia; Carnivora; Otariidae.